Molecule: messenger RNA, 2378 nt
Organism: Mugil cephalus (flathead mullet)
Lineage: Eukaryota; Metazoa; Chordata; Actinopteri; Mugiliformes; Mugilidae
Gene: ppp1r1c
Product: protein phosphatase 1, regulatory (inhibitor) subunit 1C
Exons: 6
Coding region: 89-574 (161 amino acids)
Biological process (GO): intracellular signal transduction
Cellular component (GO): cytoplasm
Molecular function (GO): protein phosphatase inhibitor activity
Source: RefSeq, a predicted model, not a curated record
UCGGCAGAGACCACUCCCUCCCUCUCUACUCCCUCCCUCCUUCAUUCUCUCUCUCUCUGUCUGUCUUUCUAUCUCUUAGUCAGUAAUAAUGGAGCCCAGCAGUCCAAAGAAGAUCCAGUUUGCUGUACCUCCACUGCAGGGACAGCUUGACCCGCAGGCCGCCGAACAUAUCCGUCGCAGAAGACCAACUCCUGCCACUCUGCAGAUCUACAGACAACCUGGCACAGAUGUUGGAGAUCAACUCAACGCCAGUGGAGAGUCACAGGCUUCAGAUACCUCUCAGAGGAAGCAGAGCACCUACGCCCCUCCCACCAUGAAAGAGCUACAGCUGGGGGUGGAGCAACACCUUCUGGAGGCAGGGCUCUUCUCAGACAGCCAGCUGAGCCCAAUUACAGCGCAGCUUUAUGCCUCUUCCCUGUGGGCCAAUCACAAUGGGCCAGAGGAGGCCAAUGGGAAUGAGACAUGUCUGCCGUUAGCCAAUCAGGAGAGAGCCGUGGCAGAAAGCAACAGCUCAGGGGAUUUGUCAUGUGACCACAAAAAGGAAGCCUCCAGUCCUGACUCGGUCUCCCGAUAGCUGCCUUUCAUCUUUACUUUACUAACACCUCGCCUCUCAGUAACCGACUCUUCCCUUUCACCGCUGUUCAUCUGACUUACACGUCGCUCCACUCUUGUGCUGCACUAGUCUCUUCUGGUUUCUCCUUCUCUGCCAUGAAAAGACACUUGCACAUAGAGGUCUUGGUUUAAGUUUAACACCCUUUGGCUGUGAAUAAAGAUGCAUUAUAUUCAAAAGUUUACACCAUGUCCGAGUGGUCUUUAUCUUUUUUUGGACAGUUUUCAAACGUCUAUUUCUAGACUUAAGGUUUAGUAGUAUUCAGGGAUUAGCUUCAUGCUCUUGAUGAUCUUCCAAAACAAACUAAAACAUUCUUCCUUGGGGACAGAAGAGAGCACUGGGAUAACCAUUAAGAGAUUAAAACAUUUAGAGUGUGUGACUUGCUCUGUUUGGAGAUCGGCAUCUGUGCUCCAGAGCAUUAGCAGCUGAAAUGUCUCGGUGCGUUUUUAAAAUCACGUGGGAGGCUGAACUCCCACAGGACGCGCAGCAGGAAGAAGACUGAGAUCUAUAAUCAUAUUAUGUAUGCGUUUGCAUUGACUAUUCCUGUUCUAUUACACUGAAAACGUGUUGCAUGCACUUCUCUAAAGCGUUAACUGGUUAUUCCCUCUUCCUACGUCCAAUGUACAGCUUUAAACAAAAAGGACAUGCUUGUCAAUUUUUUUUUUUUUUGUAAAUACCUUUUUAGGCCAUUGUUUUAAAAUGUCAGUUAAAAUUUCAUCAACGUGGAUGUUAACAUUUUGAAUGGCAUAUAUGACUGCUGUUACUGUGUGACAGCAUCAUUGCUGUCACUAUAUGUCCCUCUAUAUGUGGAGUGUACUGACAAGCUCAGUCAAUGGCUUGUGUAUGCUGUAAGUGAAAAUAUUUGUUGGCAGUGGUUCAUGAGUGCUUAUGUAGAAGACAUUUGUUAUGUGGUAAUUGUGAUAUUACAUAUUUUAUUGUAUAUAGUGUAUAUGGCAAUGCUUAAAAAUUUGACAGUGUUCAGAAUUUUCUACACUUCUACACAAAAAUUACUCAAAACAUCAGCUGAUUUUCUGCUGAAGUUAGAGGCCUGGUUAGUUAAAAAAAAAAAAGAAUCGUCAUAGUCAGAUUCAUAGCAUGUUUUUGUGUAGUGUAUGAAGGGCAGGAGAGAGGAGCUUUCUGAGGAGCUUAUAAAAAGAGUUGCUGUUGCUCAUCAGGCUGGAAAAAUGUUAAAAAAAAACAAAAAACGUUUGGAAUCCACAAAUCCACAGUCAGAAGAUCAGCCAAAAGCAAGAUGCACAGUUCUAGAGGUCACAAAGGAACCCAGUGUAAUUAGUCCAAGCACACAAGUUGUUCUACGAAAGAAUGAAAUGAAUGUGAAUGGCCAAGUCAAAGUCCUGACCUUAAUCCGAUAGAAAUGCUGCGGAAGAACCUGAAGCAAACAGUUCAUGUGAGGAAACCCUGUGCUGAGGAAUGGGCUAAAAUUCCUCCAAGCUGCUAUAGACGACUAAUCAGGAGUUAUCAGAAAUAUUUAGUUGCAGCAGAUACCAAAAAACAAAGGUUCACAUACUUUUGCUCCUCACAAACAUUAAAUAUUGGUUAUUUUUUCUGAAUAAAUAAUUGUACAAGUACAAUAUUUCCAUAUAAUUUUCAUUACUUACAGGAAAAUCCAGGGAUGUUUGAGUUAUUUUUAUGCAGAAAUGCAGUUCUGAAGGGCUUGAAUACUUUGAAGUAACACUCUUGAUGUAUAUAACAACCUGUACUAGGUUUCUUUUUGUUUUUCCUCUGAGGGCGUUGGGUAUGAAUUUGA